Messenger RNA from Octopus bimaculoides (California two-spot octopus), 5246 nucleotides. RefSeq names its product mucin-2-like. NCBI's taxonomy places the organism in Eukaryota, Metazoa, Mollusca, Cephalopoda, Octopoda, Octopodidae. The record is from RefSeq and is a predicted model, not a curated record.
UUUACCUUCAAUAUAUGGUGUUUUCUCCAACAAAGAUAAUCAUGAUUCUACGGUAUUUUUGUAAAACAAGUUUCUUGUUGAUUUGUAUACUCCUCAAUAUUAUAUUUAUACCAAAAUUAUAUGCGGAAAACAAUCAAGAUAAUUUAGAAGAUUCGAAAAUGUAUUUAUAUAUGAAUAUCACUGGAAUGGCGAGCUUGAAAUCUGAGCGUGUUCCAGAAGAGCAGAGACAGCAGAAAAGAUUUUACUCAAAGCGAUUAAUUUCCAAACUUAGGAAUGACAGGAAUUUAGAAGUUAUAUCUUCUACAAGAAAUAAGUUCUGGAACAAUGCAAUUGUUUCUUUAAGUCACGAAAAAUCGUCGCUUGAACGCAAGGAAAGUAUGGGCAACAGAGAGAUUCCGUCCAAGAAAGACCGUUCUGAGAAGAUUGAUAUUUUUCGGACGAGAAAGUUAUUAACGGGCGAGAGCUUCGAUAAUCCCAGUGAUAGAAAAAAGAAUUUUAGUAGUGAACCCCCCGGUGACUAUAUUACCAAUUAUUUAUCUGCAAGUGAUGCAUCUAAAGCGAAGAUAAUCGAUAAUGCAGAAUCAAUUUUCCAGGAGGAUACCAACAAUGAUUUAUUUAAUAUAAGUUAUAUGGAAGAUGGUUCUGGAAUGUUUGGCAGUAAAAGUGACGGAGAUACUUUGAUAUCUCAGAGCCCCAAUAUGGUUACUCAUUCCACUGAUGAACCAACGAUUCUAUCUUCCGUAAACCCUGUAACCUCCUCUGCUACACAUCGAGUAUCAUCUUCAAAUUCAUCAGCAUCAUCAACACCAUCGUCGUCAGCAUCAUCACCAUCAUCAACAUCGCCAUCACCAACAACGUCAGCUGCAGUUGCAUCACCAUCACCGGUGUCAUUAUCAUCGUCUUCGUCGCUUUCCACAAACGAGGAACUUAUUUCAAAUGUCUCAUCGCUGCCCGGUGACCAAUUGUCUGGAACAAGUCAGGGAGCCACCACAUCAUCCAUACAUAACAAACUGCCUAAUAUGACGGCUGGCCGCAUUAGGGAUCAGAUCACUGACUCACACAAUAUAUCAACAUCAACAACCUCGUCACCGAAGGCGACGACAAACACCACUACCACCACAACAACAGCAACAGCACCAAGAAGAAGAGAAACUAAAGAAUCCCUUGCAACACCCAAUGAUCUCAUUUUAAAUUCGGUAACGCCUACCACAUCGAAUUAUUUUAACACAACCUCUACAAAUGUAAAUAUGUCGCAGCAUUUAUCAUCAAAGCCAGAAACAUCAACAGAGAGCAUUGAGAGUAAACUUAAGCAAACUUUACCUCAGUCCAGCUCUAGCACAUCUCAUGUGAUGCCAAAGGAAAGCACCACUAGAAAAAUACUUGGGUCAACAUCUUCGGCCAUUUUUACAAAACAUAUUGAAAUGUCAUCCACUAAAAAUAACAGUAUUUUCGUAGAGCCAGCUAGUAUUUCUCCAUCAGAAGUUACUCCGAGUACAGACAAUACCAAGCCGUUUCGUAAAGACAUAACCAAUACUGCCGAAGACAAAACUGUACAGAAAACUUCUUUCGCACCGACAAAACAAACGGUUCUACGUUCAACCGACACCACCUCUGUAUAUAGCCCGAAACAGAGAUCAUCCUUAUGGCGGGGUGAUACACCACGUGUUACUAAUGUGAUAGAAUCCACAACAAGAACAGACAAUGUUCAAACGACGGAGUCAAGUCCUACAGAAGAGACAAUAUUUAUUCCGGUGAAUACAUUAGCAUCAAAAACUGAAAAAAAUAAUGAACAUUCUCAACAAAUAAAUUCAGUAGCGACAUCAACAAUAGCAACAUCACCAAUAAGUAGUUUAUUUUUAACAAAAGUGUCUAAUCCAGUCCAGGUUGAUACUACUACUUCUAGACCAACGACAACCAUUCCUAGAGGAUUUAGGACAAGACACAAUCACACACUAACAACAACAUCCAAUCAUAUUACGGCAACAACAUCCAGUUACACACCAAUAACAUCUAGUCACACACUAGCAAAAUCCAGUCACACACCAACAACAUCUAGUCACACACCAACAAAAUCCCACAGUAUUACGAAUGUAACCGCAACAAAUCACACAACAGUAAACACGCCCGACCCCACACCAACAGCAUCGUCCAGUUACACAUCAGAAAACAUACCCACUCACAAGUCAACAGAAAAACAUAGUCGCAAACCAACAACAUAUAGUCAUACUCCCACAACAACACACAGACACACAAUAAAAACAGUUGCAACACAAUCUGAUAUAGCAAUACCUACAACGCAACCUGACAAACUAACAACCACAUCAGAACUAACAAUCACACCAGAACCAACAAUCACAACAGGUCCAACAACCAUAUCAGAGACAACUACCACAGAAAAGACAACAACCACAGCAAAACAAACAAUCACAACAAAACCAACAACCACAUCAGAACUAACAAUCACAAGAAAGCCAACAACCACAGAAAACCACAAAACCACAGAAAAACUAACUACAACUGUACCAACAACUACAACAGUACAGACAACCACAACAAAGCCAUCUACCACAACAGAGCUAACAACUACGAUAGAACCAACAACCACAAGAAAGCCAAAUACCGCAGCAAAACCAACAACCAUAACAAAACCAACAACCAAAGAAAAACGAACAACCUCAACAAAGCCAAAUAUCACAAAAGGACCAAUAACAGCAACAGAGCCAACUGAAACAAGUGAGCCAACAACUACAACAGAGCUAACUAUCACAACAGGACCAAUAACCACACAAAAGCCAACUACCACAGGAAAAGCAACAACCACAACAAAACCAACAACCACAACUGAGCCAACAACCACAACAAAAUCGAUAGUAACCACAUUGGAACCAACAGCCACAACACAGCCAACAACUGCAACAGAAGUAGCAACCAGAAGAAAACCAACAGUAACCACAACAGAACCAGGAACCACAACAGAACUAAGAACCACAACAGAACUACCAGCCACAAAACAGCUAACAAAAAAAGCAACAGAACCAAUAACAAACACAACAAAAGCAACAACAACUGCUCCAAAUUCAACAAUAAUCACAUCAAAACUAACUAUACAAGACACAACUACCAAAACAAAACCAACACCCACCACAACAAACCAGAGAAAAACCACAAGAGAAACAACAACAACCACAGAAAUGCCAACACUGACUACAACAGAACCAGUGACUAUAACCGCAAGAGAACCAACAACAGCAACAACAAAAGACACAACAACCAAAACGGAACCAACAAGAAUAACAGCAGAACCAGCAAAAACCAAAACAAUAAUCAGAAAAGAACCAACAACAACCACAACCGAAGCAAUGUCAAUUGCACCGAAUCGGGCAACAGUUACACCAAAACCAAGAACAACCACAACAGAACCAAUUACAACCACAGCAGAACCAAUUACAACCACGGCAGAACCAACAAAAACCACGGCAGAACCAACACAAAUAACACUGGAACCGUCAACAACUUCAACAGAACAAACAACAAUCAGAACAGAACCAACUACGACCAAAACGGAAUCAAGAACAACAACCACACACCCAACAGGAACAACAACAAUCGCAAAAAGAAAACCAUCAUCAACAACAACAAAAGCAAAACCACCACUAAUGACAACAACAAGACCAACAACUACCACAACAGAAUCAACAACCAUAACAGAACCUAAAACCACCGCAACGAAACCAAUAACAGUCACAGCAGAACCAACAACAACAUCAACAGAACUAGCAACACGCACUACAGUAGCAACUACAAUUACAAUAGAGCCAUCAACCACAUCACAGUCAAAAACACCCUCUACAGAACAAACAACAUCUACAGCAAAGCCAAAAAGGACUACAACAGAACCAACAACAACCAAAACAAAACAAACAACCAUACCAGAACCAAUAACCACAAUGACACCAUUGAUAACCACUAAAGAACCUACAACAAUCACAACUAAACCAACAACAACCACAACAAAUCUAACAACAACCAUAACAGAACCAAUAACCACACUAAAACCAUCGAUAACCAUUACGGCACCAGCUACAAGCACAGCAAAACCAGAAACAACCACAAUAGAACGAACAACAACCACAACAAAAACAUCAACAACUGCAACAGAACUAACAACAACCGCUACACAACCAACAACACCCACUACUGAACCAAAAACCACAACAAAACCAGUAACCACAAGAGAACCAACAACACCCACAACAGAAAGAACAACAAACACAACAGAACCAACCACCACAACAAAACCAAAAACAACCACAACAAAACCAACAACACCUAUUACAGAACAAACGACAACCACAACAAAACCAACAUCGCCCACUACAGAAUCAACAAGAACAACAAUAGAACUAACAACAACUACAACAGAACAAGCAACAAUCAUAACAAAUCCAACAACAACCACAACAGAACCAUCAACAACUGGUACAGAUCCAACAACUACAAUAAAACAAGCAAUAAUCAAUACAGAGCUAGCAACAAUCACAACAACAACCACAACAGAACCAACAACGACCACUACAAUAGAACCAAAAACAACUGCACCAGAACCAAAAACAGCCUCAACAAAACCAAGAACAAUAAUAGCAGAAACAACAACUACUACACAGCCAACAACACCCACUAUUGAACCAAAAACCACAACAGAACCAACAACAUCCAUUACAGAAGCAACAACCACAACAAAAGCAACAACAACAGAACCAACAACAACCACCGAAGAACCAACAACACCCACUACAUUACCAAAAACCACAUCAAAACCAACAACAAUCACAACAGAACCAGCAAUAAUCACAAUAACAACCACAACAAAACCAACAACUCCAACUAUAGUACCAAUAAGAACCACAACGCAACCAACAGCAAACUCAAGAGAACAAACAACAACCACAACAAAACUAAUGACACGCAGUACAAUACCAACAACAAUCACAACAAAACCAACUACAAUUACAAUAGAGCCAACAACCACAACAGAACCAAGAAGUACCACAACCAAGUCAACAACAACUGCACUAAAACCUAGCAUAACCACAGCAGAACCAACACCAACCACAACUGAACGAACAACAACCAUAGCAAGGUCAUCAGCUACAGCCACAACUCAGGAAACAACACCAAAACCAAUAACAACCGCAACUAUCACAAGAGGACCAACAACCACCAGAACACAACCAAGCCAACAAUAA